Molecule: messenger RNA, 1557 nt
Organism: Penicillium malachiteum
Lineage: Eukaryota; Fungi; Ascomycota; Eurotiomycetes; Eurotiales; Aspergillaceae
Product: cytochrome P450
Exons: 4
Coding region: 1-1557 (518 amino acids)
Biological process (GO): ergosterol biosynthetic process
Molecular function (GO): iron ion binding; monooxygenase activity; heme binding
Source: RefSeq, a predicted model, not a curated record
AUGGAACUCCUCGUUCAAUUGGUCUUUGGCCAGAUCUUGCGCAUCGGUUGCUAUGUGGUUGGUAUCACCUUUUUAGCAGUUUUUGCCAAUAUAGUCAACCAACAGUUCUUUUAUCGACGCAAUGAGCCUCCAGUUGUGUUCCAUUGGUUUCCCUUUCUUGGAAGCACAGUCAGAUACGGCAUGGACCCUUACAAAUUCUUCUUCGCCUCUCGGGAACAGUACGGUGACAUCUUCACAUUUAUCCUGUUAGGCAAGAAAACGACCGUCUACCUUGGAACAGAAGGAAAUGAAUUCAUUCUUAAUGGAAAGCUUAAGGAUGUGAAUGCGGAAGAAAUCUACGGCAAAUUGACGACGCCAGUCUUUGGAUCGGACGUGGUUUACGAUUGCCCAAACUCCAAGUUAAUGGAGCAGAAGAAGUUCGUCAAGUUCGGCCUUAGCCAAGAAGCCCUAGAGUCAUACGUCCCCCUGAUCGAACAAGAAGUCGAACAAUACAUCAAGACAUCUGGAAAAUUCAAAGGCCCAUCAGGAACAAUUGACCUUGCAGCCUCAAUGGCCGAGAUAACCAUCUUCACAGCAGGCCGAGCACUACAAGGCGACGAAGUCCGCGCAAAGCUAACCUCUGAAUUUGCGGACUUAUUCCACGACCUUGACCUCGGGUUCUCACCCAUAAAUUUCAUGCUACCCUGGGCCCCUCUCCCUCACAAUCGCAAACGCGACAUUGCUCACGCGCGCAUGCGUGAAAUCUACCUAGGAAUUAUCAAAACCCGCCGUCAACAGGCCUUUGAUGGUGAAAAGGGACCUCAGGCGAAAGACAUGAUCGGCAACCUCAUGAACUGCGUAUACCGCGACGGAAACCCAAUUCCAGAUAAAGAAAUCGCACACAUGAUGAUCACGCUAUUGAUGGCGGGUCAGCACUCCUCAUCUGCGAUUAGCUGUUGGAUCAUGCUAAGACUAGCAUCCCAACCCGAGAUGGCAGAGAAGUUAUACCAAGAACAACUGAAAGCUCUGGACUGUGAUGAGAAUUCUCUUCGACCGCUACAGUACCGUGACAUGGAGAAUAUGCCUCUUUUGUCGAAUACUAUCAAGGAAACUCUCCGUAUUCACUCAUCUAUUCAUACGCUUAUGAGGAAGGUGAAGAAUCCUUUACCUAUCCCCGGAACAAUUUAUGUUAUCCCAACAACGCAUACUCUCCUCUCUUCACCGGGUGUGACAGCGCGCGAUGAGCGGUAUUUCAAGAAUGCGAUGGUCUGGGACCCGCAUCGAUGGGAAUCUUGCAUCGAAGCCGAAGAUGAUGAGACAGAUACAGUGGACUAUGGAUACGGUGCCGUUUCCAAGGGGACGAAGAGUCCGUACUUGCCUUUUGGAGCGGGAAGACAUCGUUGCAUUGGAGAGAAGUUUGCGUAUUUGAAUCUUGCGGUUAUUGUUGCCACGCUUGUGAGGGAGUUUCGGUUUUCUAACCCUGAGGAUAGGGUUGGGGUUCCGGAGACGGAUUACUCGUCUCUGUUUUCGAGGCCUAUGCAGCCCUCGACUGUCCGAUGGCAACGUCGACAUGAGUAG